CUGAUUCGGGUCCACAGGGGGCUGGUGGGUCGUUUGGGGUAUUUAAUUAGACCCCGUAUGCGUGACACAUGUUUUCCCCUCACACUUACGAGCCCCCAGCCCGUGUGAGUGCUCCCAGUGUGACUCGCUUAUCCUCCCAGUCCCAUUCUGACUCCGCCAUCCCAGAAACCCGAUUGCAGCCAUCUUAUCUGAUCGGAGCGUUACCAUGAAACUGGCAUCCUCCGGGCCCCCAGCGGGAGAUGAGCAGGACAGUGCCCCCCUCCCCCAGGGAUGGAAGUGCUUCCUGUCUCCCCAGGGGCGCAGAUACUACGUCAACACCAGCAGCAACGAAACCACGUGGGAAUGCCCUGCUGGUGCCCCUGCAGCUCAGAAGAGCCCUCUGAAAUCAAAGAGCUCCACAGGUAACGGUCACCACCCUACAGGAAGUUCUUUGUUCCAGCAGGACAAAUGCUCCAUGGCUCCACAGAAGACCAGCACUAAGAGAGAGGUAGGUCAGAUCAAGAGCCAGUGUGUUUUCCACAUUCUGCUGUCCUUCAGAUUAAAAUGGGGCCGGGCUUAG
This is a messenger RNA of Anguilla anguilla (European eel), 559 nucleotides long. Its product is annotated as growth arrest-specific protein 7-like. Gene Ontology annotation, molecular function: protein binding. The transcript is spliced from 4 exons. Bases 206 to 559 code for a protein of 117 amino acids. Lineage: Eukaryota; Metazoa; Chordata; Actinopteri; Anguilliformes; Anguillidae. The record is from RefSeq and is a predicted model, not a curated record.